UCAUUUCUGAAGAUUAAGUAUACCAGCAAGGCCCCUGAUGCUAAGAUUUCUGUGUUAUCAAUGACCGAAGACCCCAGCAUGUCUGUGUUGUGCCGCUUUCCAUUCAGCUGGGUUCUGAAAACUCGCCUGGAUGAGAUAUGGGAGACAGUCCAUCGGGUGAAAGAGUAUCCAAAGGACCCUACUGUGGACUCUGCUGAGAUGUUUCAAAGCUCUAUCUUGAAUAUGCCAGUGCCAGAUGGCAAUAGUCCAGAAAUGGUUCAGUGUUAUGCCAGUGAUUUUGUGAGGAUGGCUUUUCCAGGGCAAGAUGUUCAGGUUUAUGAGAUUUUGUCAAAUGUUCUCAUAACUGGUGCGAAGCGGCUCUGCGCCUCUUUGGCACCUGACAAUGUGGGGUUUUCCCUGGUUUGGCUGCACAUUGAAUAUUUCUACCUACAAGAGAAUUAUCAGCUGUUCAUCAAUUUAGUAAAGAAUGAAGAGACUCUAGCCAAUGAGCUGCAGAAAGUUUAUAAAGAAGACACAACUAAAAUGUUUAUAGCUCUUGAUGCUGUGAACAUCAUCCUGAAGCAGCUGCAGCCCACAGAGAAGGAACUUCUGCCAUUCAACGCCUGCCUCACCUGGCUGAAAAGGAUCAAGUCCAUUAAGCACACUGUGGAGCUGAUCACGUCGGACGACUACCAGAUGAGACUUUACCGUAACAAAGAAGAAUUAUUGAACAGCGUAUUACACCAAUGGAAUUGCACCAACAUCGUCUACCUGCUCAUCGAUCACCUGUUACACGAUGAAACCAACGUGGACGAGAAGCUGCUAAAGGUCGUUGUGAAGCAGUUUGUCUUCCUCUGGAAUCUAUUGUACAAAAUUGAAGACCAUAAACCAGCAAAGAUUUUUGAAGUCGUGACAAAAUUGCUGAAGAGAUGCAGCAACAAUGCUGCUACCGUCUAUCUUGUGAAGGGUGUGAACGAGUGCAAAAGCUGCCAGAAUGAGAUCACUGACCCGGCUGAGCUGCCCUGCGGUCACAUUUUCUGCACUCAGUGUAUCUGGGAGUGGAACAUCAGGCAGUGCAAGAUCUGCAAGGAGAGCGUCCCUGAGGAUUACGUGCCCACUGCCUCCCAGAUCACCAGGGAGGCAGUUGCAAGUCACAACAAAUUCAGGAGGAAGUGCAACUCCUUCUUUGUGGAGUUUGUCGGUAGUUACUGUUUUGGGGACAAAAUCCCUCCAUCUGCAGAGAUCAUCAAACAACUUAUUAAAUUUGUGGCCUGCAAACCUUCUAACCCAGAACAUCAAGAGAUUAGAAAGGUGUACAAACCAACGAGUGACUUGUCGCCCUUUGAAGAGUGCAUGGACCCGAGUCCUACUGUCAAGUCUUCCCUUUUGAAAAUGCUGCUCCGAUGCAGACUAGACGAUGUGAAGGAACACCUGGAAGGCUAUCUCUCCAGGAUGGAGGAAGUAUUAUCAUUAAAUCAAAGCAGUCGUGAUGAUUUCUAUUUCAUGGUAGUGUGCUGCUUUGAAGAUUUUAUGUAUUCCUCCUUUCAAGAAGACGCCAGCCAGAAUUCGGAGAACUUGCUCUGCACUGCAGAUCUGUCUGCUCCCAGCUCUGCCACCGUCACCAGCAUUGAAAACCUGCAGUUCAUUGCUAAGCUCCGACUCGCCAUCAGUAACGUUGCAGCUGUGCUUGGCAGAGAGCUGCCAAGUGCUGCAGACCAGAAAACAUGGACCAGUGCUGAAACUGCAGAGAAACAGUCCCAACUUGUGAAUUCCAUGAAAAAUCUGGUUGAAAAGGCCCAAACACCUUGGCCUCAAAUAUUCCUUAUUAGAAAUCUUCGUAAUUUCUAUGGGAUGAACAUAAUGCAGAAGAUUCUUCGGCGAGAGCCAUGGAUUUUACUCAGAGGGAUUGAGACUUCACAGGACAUAAAAAUCAGCUCCAAUACACCAUUGAUGCUUGUGACUCUAGACAGAGCAAGAGUCCACAUUAAAAACACAGACUCUGAAGAAGCCAAGCAAAUAACAGCCAUCACAAAGCACAUGGAGAGGCUCCUACAGGCAUCGCUGCCCUCAGAAGAAUCCGUGGAAAACAAAUUGGAAAAGAUCAUGAGUGACGUGAGCAGCCAGGAGAACGCAGCCCUGCUGGAAGUGGUGCUGCAUACUGCUGUCACGCUGACCUUGUCCCAGCACCCACUCACCGAGCUAUUCAAAUCCAUCUGCUUCCAGCCCAGCGCUGUCAAGGCAAGCUACCUUCCAACCAUGCCGAGUGACCUUCUCUUUGAUGUGACAAAUUGGAAAAACACUGCCAUGGCAGAUACAUUGUGGAGAUGCCGAUGCGGGAAGUACUGGAGCAUUGAAAAUUGCGGACGGCCCUGGGUUAUUAUCAAGUGUCUGUGUGGCUCCGAGGUUGGUGGGACUCUUCACAGCCCCAUGGAGGGAUUUGAGGAAGUAGAUACCACGAAGGAUAAAACAGAGAGAGGCUACAUGCUGGGGAAUCCGUCCGCACGGAACAAUGAGACAGAGAGGGAUCUGCCUGCAGCCGCAGUCUGCAUUGCCAGAGCACUGCUCCAUUCUUCAAUGCUCCUGGGGACUUUUACCGAUAGACAGUCCAUUUUGGAGCUAAUGAAAGUGAAGCCGAAAGAUGCAGAAAAGUUCUUUUGUGACCACCUUGAAAAAGACAUCCAGUUCCUAGCAGAGUCACUUAGUGGAAACAUAGACGAUGCAACGAUGACAGUCCACCUGUUCCUCAGAUACAUCCUCGACAGCACAGCAGACACAAACAUGACCAUUAAAUGUAUGCAUGAAAAAGAAGACAGAGUACGGUGGGAAAGCUGCUUAAAAGCCAUAACUCAGUCGUUCUUCCAGGUGCUGGAGCAGAAACUUGCUUCUGCAAAGCAGCAGAUUGUAGAGGAGGGAGCUCACCGUUCAAAUGUUCUCCUGAAAGUAGCCUACGGCCAGUCCCCGCCUUUCAGCCACCUGCCGACCUGCGGGCUGAUCAACAUGCCCUGCAUGUGGAGAUUUGAACAGAGGAUGACAGUCCAGCGCCUGACCCAUCUGGUGCAGCAAGAAAAUGGAGAAAACCAGUUCCCUGUGCUCCUGGAACUCCUGUCCAAGCACCAGCACAUCCGACAUGUACAGUACCUGCCUGAAAUUCUCACUCUGCAGCGCUCUCUGAUCCACUGUUUCCAAAACGGCGAUAUACACGAAGGUGAAAGGCUUUCUGUGAGAAACUUCUUGGAACGGGACGACCUCUCAGAUGAUCAGCGUUUGACUUUCAAAAGAGCCAUACAAACUGUUCAGAAAGUGUGGAACAAUAUAAGAUCAAGUCCCAGAAGCUCAGAAAUCAGUAUCCCUGACGAACUGUGGUGCAAGGAGAUCAAAGAUGACACUGCCAUCCUGGACCUCCUGCCAACCACUCCAUCCGUAACUUACAUUGUUACAAAGUUCUUAAUACAGCUCCAGAACAGCUGUAUUGACACAGUUGUUCAACUCACUAAGGAAAAGGAAAGGUCUAUUUCAGCGGAAGAGGUGAAGCAUGUCUCUGUGUUAAGUGUUACCGAGAGCGACUUAAUCACCAUGGCGCUGUUGAACUUCCAGUACGUGCUAGAGGAAGAUGGAACCAAAACCACCCACUAUAACUUUCUGACUCUGCAGAGGCAAGUGAUUCACCGCUUCAUCAGCGGGAAGCCCGUCGUGAAAGCCCAGACAAUUCCGUCCAUUGCACUGAACAAUGUGAAGACUCUGCACUCCACGAAAGUUAAGGUUAAAGAACAAUUGCGCCAGGAACCACUGAGCGUGAGUCUGAUGAAACGCAUCAUGGAAGAGGCCAGCCCAGUGAGUGACAUUUCCAGAGCACUCUCCACCCUGAAAGUGGCUGCGGAGUUCCUGGCCGUGACUGGAGGGGACCCGGAGCGGCUCCUGACUGAGUAUGUCAGAAAUGAGCUGAAGAUGGAGGCUAAUGCAAAACAGUUCAGAGACUUACCGGUUGUCCCACAAACCCAGCUGAAGCACAUCCUGUCUCUGUGGCAGAUCCUCUCAGCAAAGAGAUCAGCGCUACUUGUACAAAUGAAUCAGAAUCCCUUCUUCCUGAUAGACAAGGGCUACCAUGACGAGCUGGCUGACCAGGAGAGGGAGGAGCUAACAACGGCAUUAUCCACUGUCAAUAUUGAGUUCUUUAUCAUCGAGCUGCACGAAAUGAUCACAGUGACAUUACAAAGCUACGAAAACAGUUGGGGGAUAGUGGAGACCUUUAAAGAAUAUUUAGAAAAAGAGGGAAAAGAGGAAAUUUACAUUAAGAAUCUGACCAGCGCUGUGAGCCUGAACCUUCAGCUGACGAACGUCAUUUCAGUGUGGAAAACUGCUGUGCUAAUCAACAAAACAUACGCCUGCUCCUACAUCCAUGAGUGAAUGGGUCCUUGAAUUGUUUCCUGUGGAUACCAGAACCAAUUACUGCACCCAGCCUGUAGUCCACAGCGAUUUAGGAAGAGGAGUUUCCUUGAGGAGUGAGUCUCGUUGAAUCACCAGGCCGAUGCAUCACUUGAAUCAAAAUAAGCCUUCAAUCAGAUCUAAGUGGUGCCUGGGCCUGGGCAUUUGAGCUGAGAUGUUAUGGGCAUGACCAGCUAUGCGAGUGUUGCUAUGCGCGUUGCUUUCUGCAAGCGGCUGAAUUUCAUCCACUGAGACCUACAAAUGGUGGGCAGGAUUCUUGUGCCACUAUGGCCUUGUCAACAUGUGGUGCUUCAACGCUGCCAGUCUAGAGAAGUGGAGUAAGCGAUACCUCUGUAAGUGCACUGAUCUGUAAGGGGAAGCACUGGAGCCCAGUGGCUAGAGCGGGGGAGUGGGACCCAGGAGUCCUAUGUUCUGUUCAGUAAAAUGGGGGAAAUGACACUGAUCUGUUACAUAAAGUGCUGUGACAUCUGCAGAUAAAAAGCGCCAGGUUCUAUCAUACGGGUGUAACUGUCCCCAGCCUAGGGCUGGCCCGGGUAUAGCUAUUUUGUAAAAUGAUCACACUCCUCACUGACACGGUUACACCAGCACAACUUCUGAGUGUCGGCCAGGCCUUGCACUGAGCAGUAACCACUGGAGGCAGCGGGGCUGGUUCUCAGCCUGGCCACUCCUGCAGUCAUUUGUGCCUGAGCAAAGCGCGUGUAAAAUGCCACCAAAUCAGAAGGGUCCUUGCAGCCACGUUGCUCUCUCUUGGCUUGAGGACAACACAAGGUGCGAAGCAGAGGAGAAGACAAAGACCCCAUGGAUAACAGAGCAUUAGGCCCCUAAUUUUUAAAGUCUUUGAUGAAUCAUCUCAGUCAGGGAUUCUCAGACUUGGUCCGAAUCACCCUCCGUUGUAUUCUAGCUCUUGUGCUUUAGCAGAUGGAAUCAUCCCCCGUUCUUUCGGGCAGUGUCAUGGCAUGCACCGUACUACAGACUCUGUGAUCACAGUGGUCCCUUCUGGCCUUACAAUCUGUGGGUCUCUGCUCAGUGCUUUGCAGCUACAUGAAAAUUAUAUGUUAGAAAAAAUAUUUGCAACUAUAGUUUUCUGCCUUGCUUCAAUGCAGAAAUUUCCCCGUC
Mauremys mutica (yellowpond turtle) is the source of this 5538-nucleotide messenger RNA. Its product is annotated as E3 ubiquitin-protein ligase RNF213-like. Lineage: Eukaryota; Metazoa; Chordata; Testudines; Geoemydidae. Gene Ontology annotation, molecular function: ATP hydrolysis activity; ubiquitin-protein transferase activity. Bases 61 to 4383 code for a protein of 1440 amino acids. The transcript has 31 exons. The record is from RefSeq and is a predicted model, not a curated record.